UAUUUGCAUAUUUAUAAAUGUUGUUAAGUUUGUUAACAUUUUAAAUCCAGUAUUUUGCACUAAUAUCAUUAUUUUAUGUUUGUUAUCAUGUUAUUACAAAAGUUGCAGUUUUGCAACGUGUGUCUCAGAGUUACCUAGCAGUUGGUGAGAGUCUUAACAAAUGAAAAGGUCAAAGAAAACACACAUCCUUUACACAGAAUCCCUCUUGUUUCAUAAUGUUCAGCAUCGCCUUCCACUAUCACAACCCAGAUCCACAGCCUGCUAAAUAGCAAGAUGGAGAGAUGAAGGGGAAAACGAGGAUGGGAGGGAGUGUGUGUAUGUAUGUGUGUGUGAGAGAGCACAGCCAUGAAAACUGAUUGUUGCAGAUGAGUAGAUCUCUCUCUUUCUCUCCAGCUCUCAUGCUCAUUUUCCCCGACACAAACAGUGCUGUUCUAACAGUAGGAGGCUUUUACUUGACGCCGCCAGUAAUGGACGAAUAAAAACACAUAACAUGCUCAUCGCAUCGCUGCUGUUGACUUGAAGCAUCAGAGCCUGAGCUGGUGAAUCUCAUUGUAAUGUAAACAGAGGCAGAUAAACAGUGGCACAGCAUGUCAAAUGAAGAAAAGUGGGUCACUUUGAGUCCAAACGAAUUCUCUCGUCUUCAGGACUAUGCACAAUACACAACUAAAAAACUAAAAGAUGUUCUCCAGGAGUUUCACGGAGGUGGGAUUUUGGCCAAGUAUAAUCCUGAAGAGAAGCCGGAAAUCCUCAAUCAGGUGAUUUAUCAUUGUCAUUUUGAGGGUUUUAAGCUCUUUAUGGAGACGUUCCUGGAGAAUGAACUUGACGAGGAGUUCUGUGAGCAUCUCUUUCUCAGUUUCUGCAACAAAGACCCAAAGUCGAGCCCCUCCAUGACAGAAAAGCAGAAAAUCAUGGGUCUGAAACUGAUAAAGGGCAGCUGCCCACCCCUGAAGGUGACGUCCCAGUCCAGACCUCUCAGUACGGUCCAGCUGAAGGACAUGAUCUGCUACCUCUCUCUCUUGGAGGGCGGACGACCAGAAGACAAGCUAGAAUUCAUGUUUCGCCUGUAUGACACAGAUGGGAAUGGGUUUUUGGACAGUAAGGAACUGGAGCACAUUAUCUCUCAAAUGAUGCAUGUGGCAGAGUAUCUGGAGUGGGACAUCACAGAACUGAAGCCGAUCUUGGAGGAGAUGAUGCAGGAGAUUGACUAUGAUAAUGAUGGGAUGGUUUCUCUGGAAGAGUGGCUCCAGGGCGGCCUGACCAUCAUUCCUCUGCUCGUUCUGCUGGGACUCGAAACUAAUGUAAAGGACGACGGGCAGCACGUGUGGAGACUGAAGCACUUCAGUAAACCUGCCUACUGUAACCUGUGUCUGAAUAUGCUGAUCGGAUUGGGAAAACAAGGCCUCUGCUGCUCCUUCUGCAAGUACACGGUCCAUGAGAGAUGUGUGUCUCGAGCCCCCCCGUCCUGCAUCAAAACAUACGUCAAAUCCAAGAAAAACACAGAGAUUAUGCAUCAUUUCUGGGUGGAAGGAAACUGUCCAAGCAAAUGCGAUAAAUGUCACAAGACGAUCAAGUGUUACCAGGGACUUACAGGCCUUCAUUGUGUCUGGUGCCAGAUUACUCUACACAACAAGUGCGCUUCACACGUCAAACCUGAAUGUGACUGCGGGUCGCUGAGAGAUCACAUCCUUCCUCCAAACACAAUAUGCCCUGUUGUUCUGGAGAGACAGUCUACUUUGAGGAAAGACUCCAACCAAUCAGGAGGACGAACGAAAAUACAGAGGACCAAUUCAGUGUCAGUGGAUGGACAGGGGCUACAGAUUACACCAUUAGAAGGAACUCAUCCUCUGUUGGUUUUCGUCAACCCUAAAAGUGGAGGCAAACAAGGUGAAAGGAUCUUCCGCAAGUUCCAGUACCUCCUAAACCCUCGUCAAGUCUACAACCUGGCUAAAAGCGGCCCAAUGCCUGGUUAUAGAAGCUGUAGAACUGUGGAAUAUUAUAAGACACUCUGCUGUCCUCUAGCAUUUUCCCUCUCAUUCAAUGAAGUGCUUUUCUAUUUCUUAGACAAAGCCAACUUUGAACAGAAUCCUCCCGUGUGUGUACUUCCUCUCGGCACAGGAAAUGACCUCGCAAGGUGUCUGCACUGGGGUGGAGGCUAUGAUGGAGAAAGUCUCCUGCAGAUUCUGAAGGACGUCCAGGACAGCAGUGAGGUGAUGCUGGACCGGUGGAAGAUCAACAUCACUCCUGUAGACCGAGAUGAAGGUGGAGAUCCCGUCCCGUACAGCAUAAUCAACAAUUACUUCUCUAUCGGUGUGGAUGCAUCCAUCGCUCAUCGCUUCCACAUUAUGAGAGAGAAGCAUCCAGAAAGGUUUAACAGCAGGACAAAGAAUAAGCUUUGGUACUUCGAGUUUGGGACCUCAGAAACCUUCUCAGCAACUUGCAAGAAGCUGCAUGAUUAUCUUGAGGUGGAGUGUGAUGGUAUCACCCUGAAUCUCAGCAACAUCUCAUUGGAAGGCAUCGCCAUCCUUAAUAUUCCCAGCAUGCACGGAGGUUCCAACCUAUGGGGAGAGAGUAAGAAACGGAGGGGCCAUCGUCGAACUGGAAAAAAGUCUCCAGAAAAGAAAACCACAAUUGUUGACCCCAAACAACUCCUUUUUGCUGUGCAAGACCCAUCAGAUCAGCUGCUGGAGGUGGUGGGUCUGGAAGGAGCAAUGGAAAUGGGACAGAUCUACACGGGGCUGAAGAGCGCAGGCAGACGACUGGCUCAGUGUUCAUCUAUCACUAUCAGAACCAGUAAAUCCCUCCCUAUGCAAAUAGAUGGUGAGCCAUGGAUGCAGAGCCCAUGCACUUUGAUUGACGGCUGGAAGUCUGAGGACAGUGGCAGCCAAUGGGAAGCGGGGCUCCGGCUGUUUGGGAAGGGAGGCCCCUGGAGCAGCAGACGGCGAAGCUGA
Molecule: messenger RNA, 2948 nt
Organism: Danio rerio (zebrafish)
Lineage: Eukaryota; Metazoa; Chordata; Actinopteri; Cypriniformes; Danionidae
Source: RefSeq, a predicted model, not a curated record